AUGAAUGCAGGAAAAGGAGAAACUUUUAAAGGAAAAAAAUUAGAAGAAAUUGAGAUAACUGAAAAUGACGUUUUCGGUGAUUUAAAAGAUCCAAAUAUCGAAGCAGAUAUCGAAGUAGAUAUCGAAACAGAUAUUGAUUCAAAUACUCGUAUUGAAGCAGAUAUUGAAGCGAAUCUUGAAACAAAUAUUGAAGUGGAUAUGGAAGCAAAUAAUACAAUAAAAGAAAACUGUAUUCAGGAACCGAUCCCUUCUACAAGCUCACUUGAAGUGUCAGAACUUAUUCGCAGCCAACCAAGAAGAAUUCAGUGGACCAAGGCACAAAAAGCUACUGUUUUACAGUAUUUCAAAAAUCACAUUAAAAAAAGAAAACUUCCUAAAAAAGACGAAUGUUUUAAAUUCAUUGAAAAAUAUUUCGAUCGUUUCCAUAAUAUUAAUUGGUCUAGAAUAAAAACAUUAGUUUACAAUACUUAUAGAGUAAUGCCGUAA
Psylliodes chrysocephalus is the source of this 486-nucleotide messenger RNA. Lineage: Eukaryota; Metazoa; Arthropoda; Insecta; Coleoptera; Chrysomelidae. The record is from the annotation of a GenBank genome assembly.